CUCGCGGAGGAGACGGUGGGGGCCGGUCUCGCGUUUCUCCCGGUGUGGUGUCCGCCGGGCCGGGGCAGCCGGAGCAGUCGCAUUGUCCUCCCUCCUCUUCUCCCUCUCUGCCUCCUCCUCACUGGACCGCCCCGGGAAGUAGGUGCCCUUAUCAUCCCCAUUUGGCAGGAGAUGAAGCAAGAUUCCUCUCGAAAUGCUGCCUACACUGUGGACUGUGAAGAUUAUGUUCACGUGGUGGAAUUUAAUCCCUUUGAGUGUGGUGAUGCAGGAACCUUAAUUGCAUAUGGUGGCAAUAAUUAUGUGGUCGUUGGCACUUGUACAUUUCAGGAGGAGGAGGCAGAAGUAGAUGAGAUUCAGUAUAGAACACUGAGAACAUUUCACCACGGACUCAGGGUUGAUGCCAUAGCUUGGAGCCCAGAGACCAGGCUCGAUACUUUGCCUCCAAUGAUCAGAUUUUGUACUGCAGCUGCGGAUAGGAAGUUGAGACUAUUCACUUCAGAUCUUCAAGAUAAAAAUGAAUACAAGGUUUUACCCGGUCAUUCAGAUUACAUCAAUGAUUUGGUGUUUGCCCCUAAAGAAGGCCAAGAGAUUGCAAGUGUGAGUGAUGAUCAUACAUGCAGGGUCUGGGACUUAGAAGGGAAUCAGAAAGCUCAUUUUGUUCUCCGCUCCCCUGGAAUGAGUGUCUGCUGGCAUCCUGAAGAAGCUUAUAAGUUGAUGGUUGCAGAGAAGGACGGAACAAUCAGGUUCUAUGAUCUCAUCACCCAGCAGGCUAUCCUGUCUCUGGAAUCUGAACAGGCACCAUUAAUGUCAGCGCACUGGUGUUUGAGAAACACCUUCAAAGUUGGAGCUGUAGCAGGAAGUGAUUGGUUAAUCUGGGAUAUUACUCGGUCCAGUUAUCCUCAAGAUAAGAGACCUGUCCACAUGGAUCGAGCCCACUUAUUCAGGUGGUCGACAGUAAAUGAAAACCUAUUUGCAACCACUGGCUACCCUGGCAAAAUGACCACUCAGCUUCUGAUUCACCAUUUGGGGCACCCUCAGCCCAUCCUCAUUGGUUCUGCAGCUGUGGGAUCUGGUCUGUCCUGGCAUCGGACUCUCCCUCUUUGUGCAAUGGGAGGUGACCACAAGCUAUUGUUUUGGGUGACUGAGAUGUAAAAUAAAUAUCUUCCUUGUACACUAAGUUCUCACACCGUAUUUUUAAUAAAUAUUUUGGUCAGAAUCCUUA
Messenger RNA from Vombatus ursinus (common wombat), 1222 nucleotides. It is a transcript of the gene NUP37, whose product is annotated as nucleoporin 37. Gene Ontology annotation, molecular function: protein binding. Lineage: Eukaryota; Metazoa; Chordata; Mammalia; Diprotodontia; Vombatidae. The record is from RefSeq and is a predicted model, not a curated record. The coding region runs from base 172 to 1152 and encodes 326 amino acids. Gene Ontology annotation, cellular component: nuclear pore outer ring. The transcript is spliced from 10 exons.